Molecule: messenger RNA, 5259 nt
Organism: Leptidea sinapis
Lineage: Eukaryota; Metazoa; Arthropoda; Insecta; Lepidoptera; Pieridae
Gene: rngo
Product: protein DDI1 homolog 2
Exons: 10
Coding region: 269-1660 (463 amino acids)
Biological process (GO): proteolysis
Molecular function (GO): aspartic-type endopeptidase activity; protein binding
Source: RefSeq, a predicted model, not a curated record
GCUACUUGUUUAGCAAAGUACCCGAUUUGCUCACUGCUACUUCUCUUUGUAUCGUUUUCUUCGUGGUCACUGGUCAGUAAUUGAGUUGUUACUUGUUAGUCUUGUUACUAUUUUCGGUAAACUAUUCUCACCAACAUGUUGAGUUGUGCGUGUCAUCUCAGUAUUUUCAUCGCAUAAAAGAUUAAAAUAUAAUGGACAGUCAUUAAGUAGAUAGUUACAUUUUUCACGUGCCAUCGUAUAAAAAGUGCUGAAACCUACCUUCGUAAACAUGAAAGUCACUGUUACUACGCUUAACGACGAAAUCUUCGUCCUAGAUGUUUCGGAAGAUUUAGAACUGGAGAAUUUUAAAGCUUUUUGUGAAAUUGAGUCUGGUUUUUCCGCGAAAGUUAUAAUUCUAAAUUACAAUGGAAAACCUCUGUUGGACAACAAGAAAACUUUAAAAGAACACGGAGUAUCUGAUGGAGAUGUAAUUGUAUUGAUACAUAUGGUUCAAUCUUCUAUGAACCUCAACAACACUGAUGCUAAUCAAGCAUUGCCAUCAGGCUUGGCUAAUUUAGACUUCAGCAGUAUUCAGGUUCCAACAGGUCCUAGCACCUCAAUGGCCACUAGAUCUACACCAGUAGAAGAAGAUCCGCGUAUCAUAAGGGAAAUGUUUAUGGCUAAUCCCGACCAGCUAGCUUUACUGAAACAGAAUAAUCCUCGAUUGGCUGAUGCAUUAUUAAGUGGCAAUUUAGAUACAUUUGCAUCAGUCCUUCGAGAACAAAUUUCGGCUAGGACAGAACGCCAACAACAGAGAAUAAGAAUGAUGAACUCAGAUCCAUUUGAUACUGAAGCACAGAGAAUGAUAGCAGAAGAAAUACGCCAAAAAAAUAUAGAGGCCAAUAUGGAGGCGGCUAUGGAAUACAAUCCAGAAACAUUUGGGACGGUUGUAAUGCUGUACAUAAAUUGUUUUGUUAACGGGUUUCCGGUAAAAGCUUUUAUAGACUCCGGGGCACAAACUACGAUUAUGUCUGCUAAAUGUUCUGAAAGAUGCAAUAUCAUGCGUCUUGUUGAUACGAGAUGGGCGGGCAUAGCUAAGGGUGUUGGUGUACAGCGAAUCAUAGGACGCAUUCACAUGGUUCAGAUGAGAAUUGAAAAAGAUUUUCUCACUACUUCAUUCUCAGUACUUGAAGAACAGCCAAUGGACAUGUUACUAGGACUUGACAUGCUGAAGCGACAUCAGUGUAACAUUGAUCUGAAGAGGAAUGUCCUUCUGAUCGGAACAACGGGAACCGAGACUCCAUUCCUACCUGAGUCUGAGCUGCCGGAGUGUGCGCGACUCUCGUCUGCCUCCGAUGACGACGUCGUCAACCAGUCAGUCAGAGACCAUGAAGAACGGCAAAUGGAGGAGGCUCUGGAGAAAUCAAGACAAGAGGCUGCGAUGGAUCCAAGAUCAUCCAUCAUGAUGUCUUCACCGGCUCCCGGACAGAGCUCUCAAAGAGGUGGGCGAGGAGACCCACGUCGGACGAUUAUGCCUACUGAUAAAUUUACCGAGUCAGAUGUUGAGGAAAUAGUGAACCUUGGCUUCACAAGGGAACAGGCAAUCCUUGAGUUACGUCGGUUCAACGGCGACAAGACGCAGGCAACGGUGGCUCUCUUCGCAAAGUCUCUGAAGUUUUAACUACGCCGGCCGGAACAUUGAUUUUAACCCCCUUUUGGUAACCUAACAACAUUUUGUUCACGAAAUGUAAGAUUUUGUUGUAUAUAAUUUUAACAUGCCGUACCUAUAUAAAGUGUCAGAACUUGUUAUACAUGCAAUGAAAGCAACAAUAAUUUUGAUUUAAAUUUUUUAUUUUUUUUAAAUAUUAUGUAUGGCUAUUUUAAACAUGCUAUUAUUAAUAAUAUUAUAACAUAGUAUUUUAUUUAUUUAUACGACUUACACAGUUUUAUUCAAAUAAUUAAAUUUCUGAUACAUACAAUAUUUAUUUACAAUAAUUUUAUUUUAAAAUAAAUUUUAAACAUUUUAUGUAAAACAAACAAGUUUUUUCGCAGAAAGAAUUUUGCUUUUAUCAACAUCAUAUUAACAUGAUUAUUUAGUGGUGAUUGUUCGUAUCGGCGUCUAUUUUAAUAAUAUUUUUUAUAACUUAAAACCUUCGGGUGUGGAGUUAUUGUUAUAUCCUCCUUCCUUCACGAACACAUAAUAUAUGUCCAAAGAAUAAUUCCUAGCAACUUUGGCUUGCUUUUUAAUAGUUUAAGAGGUUUUUUUUAAAUGAAGGUGGGGCUUAUUUGUGUAUCUUGAGGUGUCUUGUGAGUUAUGUCAAAUAAGUUAUUGAAAAUUAGAAAAAGGAAAAGAUUAUUUCGUCUAUUUCGAAUCGAAUUCGAAAAUAUGUAUAAAAAAAUAUAUGUUCCGUUACUUACCAAUGACUGCUUGUAAUGUGACAAAAAAUUAACAAUCUUUUAUGUGAUUGAGGCUCUCUCUUCGAGAAAUAAAAUUUAUGAGUUAAUAUUUAAAUCUGUCUGAAGUUGGGAUAUAAUCUAAAAGGAAUAAAGAAUAUAUGAAAAUACAAAGUUUUUAUAUUUUUAAAGAAGACCGAGAAAUGAAAAGGAUUUGGAAAAAAAAUUCGAUUUGCACUUAUGAAAUAUAGAGAUGCGCGUAAAGAUUUUGGAUUGAUAUGAAAAAAUAAUUACGGAAGCUAAGGUGACUGAUAUGUCACUUUAAUUAUAAUUUAAUAACAAAAUUUAAUAAAAUAGGAUCAAAUGUUAAAAAGCAAAAGUUUAGUCUAGAGCUGAACAUAAUAAAUCAUUAUAUUAUUUUAAAUGUAUUUGAUUUAUUUAUAAUAACAUUUUUGGUAAAUAACCUAUGAUAACGUUGGACUUAAAUUACUAGUAUUACAUAUAUUUUUGCAAAUCACUUCAGAGCAACACGGCAUUUUCGUAACUUGACCCUUACUGACCGAUGCAUGUAUUUUUUUUUUUUGGCAUAAUGUUGCCACAUCAGCCCCGCCCACAUUUCAUAUCUCCCUAGAUCUAAAUAUGCGUGGGUAGGUAUGUAAGUUAUGUUAAGAAUUUUAUUUUAUAAACAAUUAUACAGUCAAAAGUUAUUAUUUAUCAAAAACAUUUUAUAAAAUUAAUUAAACAGGGUAAGCUUAUAUUUUUUAUCACUUUUUACUUGCAUUCUUAGCCCACAUUCCUAGUCUGAACAAUUUCUUACAAUUUGCAUUAAAUGUACGCGGUAUACUAUCGGUGUCAGUUUAUUCUCAUCGGUAUGAUUAUCAUCAUGGCCGUCAAACUAAAUUUUCGGCCAUUGAUGACUGCUUUUUUGAUCCUCGACUUUUAUGAUGUGCGCUAAGAAUAAUUCUGAUCGAUUUUAAGGUAACAUAAUUUUAUUGUACUCGAUAUGUUAUUGGAACUUAGAUAUAAUUUAAGUAUAAUUAAAUGUAGUAAGAUAGUACUCUCUUAGCUAUAUGCUAAAAAUCAUUUCAACUGUGACGUACGUGUGGAUAAAUUUUACUUCAUUAUUAGUAAUUGAAAUCUCUAUCUUGUCGUUUGGUUCAAUACCUGCAAUAUGGGCGCAAUAGGAGUUUAGCGUGAGUGAAGCCACAUCGGAGUUUUAUUUUCGGCUUAAGAGACCGACGUACCUAAACGAUAUAAAACUACAAAACGUUUUCAAAAUUUCAUAACAGAUAAAAAUAAUAAUAAAUUACUAUUAUUCGCGUUAAAUUAACAGAUGAAAGAGCUUUCUCCCAAACUGCCAACUUUACCUUAAUAUUCUGAUGUCGCCGACAGACGGGCUGAACCUCACCCGUUCGAGAUAUGUCACAGUUUUAAGCUAUGGUAUGAUAGGUAUAACCACAAUUUUUCACCAGAAAUUGGCAAUGCUAAUUAAUUUGACGAAUUACCGUAAGCAAUACUAAAAGAAAACUACCGCGGAUCGGUAGUCAAUGGGGCCACACUACCGUUCAGUGUCCUACAUGAGCUCGGAGAAAACGCACAUGUCGACAGAUAUAGGGUCUUCAAAUGUCCUAUGAAAAAGCGUUGCUGGAAUAAUUCCAAAGUGAAGCAUACAAAGCCAUUAAUAACUUACUAUAGUAAAUUAUAUGAAAUGUUAGUUAUCCCUUUUAGAUCUCUUUUAUCCAUCAUCUUCUAUAAAGUCUAAUAAAAAAUUUACACUCUGAAAAUAACAACAUCAGCACCUGUUCAUUCUACCUUCAUAUUGUUAUAUUGAUACAUAAUAGCCCGACUUUACAAUCUAGCUCUAGAUCAUUUCCAUAUCUACACAACACUUCGAGCGAGAAUUAAAUGCUUUAUAUCGGUAGUGUGGCCGUAGCAUUAUUAUAGGGAUGCUUACGGUAAGAUCGAUUCCAGAGGUCGGAAAAAAAUAUCGAUGACUUCAUGUACCUACUUACUACGUUUUCAAGAUUAACAUGGGUAUUUAAAAAUAAUUCAAUCAGUUUCACUGAACAUACCUUCAUAAGUAACUAGUAUUUAUAAUAAUACACACUAUUUUAAGCUACUCGUAUUUAAACAGCAUGACAGCAUGGCUGGUGAGACACUUCUGAAAAACGUGUUAUUUGGCGAUCAUGUAUGAAAUAAAAAUAACAUUAAAAUAAAUAUCAAUUGACUACCUAGUACACUUAAACGAAAGUGUACACGCAAAUUGCAAGGCACGCAAGUAGGAAGCGGGAAGGUUGGCGAGAAGGACAUACGGACCUAUUGGUGGUUGCGCUUAACUAACGAAAAGGUGCUGUGAUGUAUCACACACUUCAUUUAUUCAUAGGUUUUUUUUUAAAUAAGCACCUUAUUUUAGCAUUAUAUUUAGAAUGAGAAUCGAGUAGCAAGUACUCUCCUUAAAUAUCGUUAGUGUCUCACUAGUCAUACGUCUUAUAAGUAUAAUCUUAGUACUUUGAAGUUAAGGAAAGGGGCAGGGUCCAGGGGAUAGAAUGUAGGGAAACUCUUUUAAUAAACUUUUCGUUCAUAUUAUAUUUUGUCAUUGCUUUCCUUCAAACUUUUGCGGUCGUCCGGCAGAUGUGAAACAUUUUUAUUAAUAUAUUAAACACAAUUGUGACCGCGAUUAUUAUUACGCCUAUUUAUGAGACGACUGAAUGUUUUUCCUUUCAUUUAAUGUUUAUUUUAUUUGAUUAAUUGGCUUACUUUGGGUUGUCUAUCAGUAAUAUACGUAGGUAUGUUUAAAUUUUAUUUGUACAAUAUAAUAUGUAGUUUUUUGGUACACUUGUACUUCUAUUAAUAAGAUUUACUGAGUAAUAAAAUUGUUAUACCCCA